AUGCCAUCGUUCAGGGGCUUAAUUGCUUUAGCCGCCCUCGCGGGCUCAGCAUAUGCCAAGUUUGAUAGUGGAUCUUCAAGCAAUCUUGCUCUGUAUUGGGGUCAGAAUUCCUUUGGGAGAGGCUCCGGGGAACUUGCGCAGCAACGACUUGGAUAUUAUUGCGAAGAUCCAAACAUAGAUAUGAUUCAAAUCGCGUUUGUGGUAGCAAUAAAUGGGCCGGGCGGUGAACCCCAAGUCAAUUUUGCUAACCAAGGGGACAUAUGCGAGAAAUUUCCCGGGACAGGAUUGUUGAAUUGCCCCCAAAUUGGGGAAGAUAUAAAAAAGUGUCAAUUCAAGCAAAAAACAAUUAUACUUUCAAUCGGUGGGGCAACAUAUAGCGAGGGGGGGUUCAGGUCAGAGACAGAGGCUGUCGCUGCUGCAGACAUGAUCUGGGAGACCUUCGGUCCGAAAAUGGAUAGCACCAGGCGACGACCGUUUGGAGACGCGGUUGUGGACGGCUUUGAUCUUGACUUUGAGUCUAACGUCGCCAACAUGGAUUUUUUCGCUAAUCGACUGCGCAAAUUGAUGUCCUACAACAACUCAAAACCAUUCUACCUGACAGUGACGCCCCAGUGCCCGUAUCCAGAUCUGAACAACAGGGGCAUGCUUGAGGGGAAAGUUGAAUUCGAUGCUGUUUUCGUCCAGUUUUAUAACAACUACUGCGGUCUAAACUCAUUUCAGCAGGGCGGCGAGCAACAAAACUUCAAUCUCAAGGCAUGGGACAACUGGGCAAAGAGCAUGUCGAAAAACAAAAAUGUCAAAAUCUUAGUUGGCGCCCUGGCGAAUACGGGCGCUGCCGGUUCCGGGUACGUGGAGGCAUCCACACUUGCCUCGGUCAUCCAGUAUUCAAAGACCUUCUCGAGUUUCGGCGGCGUGAUGCUCUGGGAUGCCAGCCAGGGAUGGGCAAACGGCAACUUCAUUGCCACUGUGAAAAAAGCGCUGGGACGCUCAUUUUGGAGAUUCAGGGCAUAA
Ophidiomyces ophidiicola is the source of this 1011-nucleotide messenger RNA. Its product is annotated as Chitinase 2. Gene Ontology annotation, biological process: carbohydrate metabolic process. The coding region runs from base 1 to 1011 and encodes 336 amino acids. Lineage: Eukaryota; Fungi; Ascomycota; Eurotiomycetes; Onygenales; Onygenaceae. The record is from RefSeq and is a predicted model, not a curated record. Gene Ontology annotation, cellular component: extracellular region. The transcript has 5 exons. Gene Ontology annotation, molecular function: chitinase activity.